Molecule: messenger RNA, 16547 nt
Organism: Cherax quadricarinatus
Lineage: Eukaryota; Metazoa; Arthropoda; Malacostraca; Decapoda; Parastacidae
Product: HMG box-containing protein 1
Biological process (GO): regulation of transcription by RNA polymerase II
Cellular component (GO): nucleus
Molecular function (GO): RNA polymerase II cis-regulatory region sequence-specific DNA binding; protein binding; RNA binding
Source: RefSeq, a predicted model, not a curated record
UCGCCAUCUCCCUCGCCGAUUUAGCAUCCCUAUCGUACCCGCACUCUUACCCGAGCGAUACAAGCGGAUAACCGGGUCGAAAUCGUGCUAAAAGUGGGUAUUUCAGGGGGGAGUUGAAGCGCCAGGUGGGAGAGUGUUGGAACCUUGUUGAUCACCAGUGUUGUUUUGUGGUAGCGGCGGCGGCGGGUGGAUGUUGCUGCUACACUGACUGACUUUUUCUCCUCUCCUGGCACUGGCAGGCCGCAUGCGGCACUCUCACCCACCGCACACCUUCACGCCCACCCCGCCCAUCCCGCCCACCGCCCCGAAAUGGCCGCAGGGAGGGCCGUAAGGCGGUGAAUUAGUGAUGAAACGUAGGGGUGAGAUGUACACUUGUUGAGCGCUGGGCAAGUGGAGCAGCUCACACCAUCACUCAUACCAGCACUUAUACCCGCUAAUACCACUAUGAUGUGAAGUUGAUGAGAAGAAUUCAGUCGGACGAGGACCAGGCAGAACUACAAAGGGAUCUGGACAGGCUGCAGGCCUGGUCCAGCAACUGGCUCCUGGAGUUCAACCCCACCAAAUGCAAAGUCAGGAAGAUUGGGGAAGGGCAAAGAAGACUGCAGACGAAGUACCGUGUAGGGGCCCAGAGACUACAAACCUCACUCAAGGAAGAGGAUCGUGAGCACGUGCAUGAGACGAUGAAUAUCAACAUGGCCGAAGACGAGCGCAUGUCUCCCGAUCUACUGGGCAGCAUAGACCCUCACCAGUCACACUCACCAUCGCCCGAGGAGCCCCGAGACCUUAGCAUUAAACGCAAGAUGCGUCCAGUUCCGCCUCCGUUGGACCUGAGCAAGCGGAAUUUGGAGCCAGAGGCCAUGAUUCCAGAGUUUGCAGCCAUCACUACAACCAGUCCUAAAUCACCACUCACACAGAAGAACUUGCCAUUAAGAAAGAGAGCUCACAGCUGGUCGUUUCAGUUAGAGGCACAAGGUCUGCAGCUGCCUGCGACAACAACAACACCAGGAGUGAUCCGAUCAACAGCUGAAGUGCGAGAGCAGCACACAGGUAUACCCUCAUCCUCAUCUUCCUCUUCAUCCUCAUCACUAAGGAUCCCCGGCUUGCCCACGCCUCAUACACCACAUACUCCUCAUCCUCAUUCUGCGAUUCCAGUAAUUACCAGCAGAUUUCCCUUUAGCGAGGGAAAUUCCAAUGGCUCGUCCUUUGGUGCGGGGGACAUGUCUGUGGGUGCCCAGGGCCCCUUAAAUUUAUCUACGGCGGCCAUGGGGUGUUUACCUUCCUCUCUACUGUCUCCAGCGCCAUCGCAUCCAUCCACAUCGUCCCUCAACUCCUCCAGAGAAGAAUUGGAAAACGAGGGGAUGAUAGCGGACUGCCACGUGUCUUAUUCCCACGUGCCUUCUCCACACGUACCCUCGCCGCAUCACGUGUCUCCACACUUGCCGUCCCCCCAUCUUCAAGGCGUCCCCAUGGGGCCACAAGGCCUUGGCGGACACGGACACACAGACAGACUGGGCACGGGGUCAUCCCCGUGUCCAUCCUCAAUCUCCCCUCAACCAACAUCAGGUCAUCAGUGGCCCACAAACGUAUGGUCUGUGUUCAUGUCGGGCGUGCGUGUCCACUUUGUUCUGGGUGGAGGUGGCCAGGUAACGGGGGCGAGGUUGAGCGAGGAGCUUGGCCAGCUGGAACGCACUCACCAACAGAGGUACGCACCCCACGGCUUGCACCUCAUGCGUAUUCUUCGUGAGGGUUCGUCGUCACACAUGUCCGCUCCCAGCUACUGCCAGCUCUACUUUCGACCAGUCAUGGUACAGCAGGAAGACAUCAUGGUAGUCACACCGCCAGAUCAUCCAUUCUAUGUACAUGGCAAAGGUUGGUGCAGCGUGUUCCCUGAAAGAGCCACUGAGCGGUAUAGCCUUCCGUGCCAGCAACUCCAGGAGGGGGACGUGUGUCUUCCGCCCUACCAUCCAGAAACCACGCAGACGCCCAUUCCUGUCGUCACACCGGAUCUUGCUGACGCCAUGAAGAGAUUUGACUUCAACGAUGACCCAGCAGAGGGGGGUCCAGGAGCCUACUCUGCACCCCCCAGUGCAACUUUUCCACCGCACACGCAACGCACAAUCUUCCUCUCUCCACCCGCGUCGCCCUCGAAGAAGAGUCGAGACGGACGUGGUGGAGGUGGAGGGGCCAUAGGCAUCGAGGGCGGGGGGAACCGUGCCCGGCGACCGAUGAACGGAUUCAUGCUUUUCGCCAAGCACCACAGACUCAAACUUAUCCAGCAGUACCCUGGCAAAGAUAACAGGGCCAUUUCCGUUCUGUUGGGCGCCAUGUGGAAAUCACUACCAGAAGAAGACCGAGAAACUUUCAAUGCCGAGGCACGGGCCCAGGCCGAGGAGAGAAAGCGUAUCGAUCCCGACUGCUGGAAGAGAAAGCGUUCUCACUCGACCAGCUAAAAACUAUUUUGCACUAGGCCUAGUUUAGAAAAAAAGAGUAGAAAUGUCACUUUUGCCCUUAGCACGACUCGUUGCCUCUAGGAAGAUUGAUAUAUUGUCAAAGAUGUUUGCCAAAUUUUGAUUUUGUUAGUACUGUGGCAGGCUUUGGUAUGUGGGUGUCCCUCAUUUUAUGCGGAUUGGCUUUUUUUUUUGUGAAUUAGCGAUUACACGGCAUUUGAUUACUGUUGGCAGUUCCCCACGUCUGACGUGCAAUCACCAUUUCCAAUCAUUGUGAUUUGCAAAAGUAUUGAAGGUGUUUUUUGUGUGGAAUUAAACACUGACUACCUGACCGAGCCUGAUACAUCUGCCAUAGGUUGGGAAUACACCUGCAUAAAGCCAGGGACACCUGUUGAAUUAAAUAUGGCAUGCAACUACCCAUGGCUUAAUUAUCUGUUCAACGUUGCAUUUUCCAAACUUCAUCUUGCAUAGAAAGAUGGAAGAUUUACUGUUCCUCAAAAUUUCUUUCAUGUUGGAGAACUGUGCUAGUGUUUUAAUAUUUAGAAAUUGAAAGAAACAUUCUUUGGGCAAUUCUAGAAUUUUUUUUAUGUGACACACUAAACCCGUACUGGGUCGUGAUGGAGGCACGGCCCUCCAUUCGCCAAUCACGAGACAGACACGCUACCUACCUGCAUUCACAGAUUGCCGUGGGCAGUCCUAGAAAAGGUGGAUCUGGCAUCCAGUCAGGACGCUCCUGGCUUGCAAAUGGUGUGGACUCGGCCAGCUUGCACAUUUUCUUAUAGCGAUGUGCAAUAGUAUUUUUGAGUUACAAACCUUCAGACAUGCUAGUUUUUACUGUGGGUGAAGUAUGGUGUAGCGGACAAGUGGGAGCGGGAAACGCACAGCAAGAGCAUACCUUUAUUUAAUGUGUUUCACCUACACAAGGCUUUAUUACGAUAAGAGGAUGUGCUAGACACAAGUGCAACAUCCGGGUAUCUUGUAGACGUCUCUGCCAUCCAGUGGCUUUAUCAAUACAAUAUAUGGCUCAAUGUCUACAAGAUACCCAGGUGUUACACAUGUCUAAUUCUUGUUGGUAUUGAAUACCACUGAUACAUAAGUAUGGUAAUAGCCUCAUUCAGAUGAAAUACCAUACUGAUAAAACCCUCCUCUUGCUGUAUGCAUCUCUCUGCCACUGCUGUAGUUUUUAUUGUAUUUAAAAGUGAUGCUGCAACUGGAAUAUCAAGGAACAAGUAUUAUCAUCAUAUUUAUAUUUAGUUGGUAAGGUUUAAGGAUUUUUGUAAGUAUUCUCCUUAUACAGUAGUAAAUGAUCUCUGUAUUACCACUUUCAGGGGUUAUUACAGUCUACACUUAUUGUAUUUAUUUUGUACUUCACCUACUGUAUUCUACUUUUAGCUGUGUCAAGUAUUGACCAUUUUAAAUGCAGUAUUUUAUAAGUUUAUACAAGAUUUUAUUUUAUUUUUUUUUUAUUUUUUUUUGGGGGGGGGAUUUUUGUUUUUUUGAGUUUUGUUACUUGAAACGUGAUUUGCUCAGCUGAUGAUCAUUUUAAAACUUGGUAACGAGGCAAUAUAUCUCAUCGCAGUAUUAGUUUUGUGGUAAUUAAAAAUGUUAGGUUCAGAAUAACAGAUUGUCUUAAACUUAAGUUCAGAAUAACCAGCUGUUUUAAACUUAGGUUCCUUCCCAAGCAACUUAGACCUUGACCCUAGCAUUGCCCUCUCCGUCGACCGUGGUAUUCGACUGUGCUUUCUUGUAGUCCCAGUAUAUGCUCAGUUGAAAUUGUAGCUCACGACAUUACGCUUUCCUUGCCACCCUCAGUAGUUUUCCAUUCCUUCCCUGAUGUUAGUUUUGCAUCUUUGAAUAUUAUGAAUGACAUCUCUCAGGCACAUUAAGAAUCAAUUAUACUAGGGUGCAGGGGGUUCCCUGACUUGGACGCCUGAGUUAUGAUGAUCUACAUUCACAAAAGAGUCCAAAAAGUGCAUGCAGGAGGCCACGCAUAUGCAGCACUUUCUUUUUGGUGUUCCACAUUUUGUAUAUAUUUGGUAGAAUUACCAACUAUGUAAAGUAAGAGGACACAGGUGCAACUAAUGUGACAUUUUAUUGUGGCAACGUUUCGCUCUCCAGGAGCAAUGUCAAGCCGUUACAAACAAUACAUGGACACAAGAGGGUAUAUAUAGGUGUAGAGUGAGGUGCAAUACUAGUGGUAGUAGUAGUAGUAGUGAUAGAAGUUGUAGUAGUAGUAAUACAAUAUGGUAGAACAAGUAAUAGGUUUGAUAUCCUUUUACUCGUGUGCAAGUUAAUUGUUCUACCAUAUUGUAUUACUACUGCUGCUGCUACUUCUACUACUACUACUAUUACUACCACUAGUAUUGCACCUCACUCUAAGCCUAUAUAUACCCUCUUGUGUCCAUGUAUUGUUUGUAACGGCUUGACAAAGCUCCUGGAGAGCGAAACAUUGCCACAAUAAAAUGUCACAUUAGUUGCACUUGUGUCCUUUUACUGUUCCACAUUUUCAUUGGCUUCAAAUUGAGCCAUUGUUCAUUAUGUCACUGGUGGGUGGAACAAUGGCCGAGAUGGAAAUCAACCAAAACAUGGAACAUUGAAAAUAUGUGCUAUAUAUAUGGGACUCUCCUGUAAUUGGAGAAUCACAAAUGCUGACCUGCCAUCGCAAACGUGCGUCAUAAUUAUCCACAGCAGUACUAUGUUAUCUGGGAUAAUGGGUUCGUGGUUGCAAGAGAUUUUUGUAAGUUGAAAUACUAGGAAGGCAACUUGUUCAUAAGUCUGGAGACCCCUCUAUAUGCCUUAUUUGUAUGUGAUACUAGGAAAGUCCAGAUCUUUAAGACAGUUUCCCAUCAAAUACUGAUUGAUGCUGCAGUCACUUCUCUUAUAAAGCUUCUCUAUAAGUGAUUUUCUUGCAAAUACAAUUAAAAAAGAUCGUUCAAAAGGCCUUUCAACAAACUUUUCAUGUGUAUUUUUCAGUCACAUUUAUAAAAUGUUCAUCGUGUAUACCCAGAGGGGAUUUUGGGGGUCAGCACCUCGGUACAGAGGUUUAUAAGAGAGUUUACUGUGUAUCAAACUUCAGUGAUUGAUGCUAUAUAAAAAUUUUAAUAUUUGCACUCUAUAAGUGUUAACUUUUUCAUAUACUCAUUGGCUGUUAUACAUUAAUGAAGGAAAGACAGGUGGUUGAACAUGUUGGUUCAACAAACACUCGGACAUGUUACAAAAUGCUUCAGGUCUGGGACCUGGCUUGGGGUUCCAGGUUAAUAGUAGUCAAGGUUGUCCCACAGCUAAAAUAUUUUCUGAUAUGUCUUAGUGUUUGUUUGUGUGUCUUGUAAAACCACCAGUGGGCAUCAAUUAGCAAAGGUUUAUGCCCAGCUCUUACUGUGUCAAUGUUUUGCUCUGUAGAGCUGUGUCGAGUCACUUGUUUUGAUUGAGCUCUGCACAGAGCAAGACAUUGCUGCAGUUGAAGUUUGCUCUGCACUCAUAUUUUCGCUACCAUAGAGACCAUGCGUUUCUAUCUGUAAUCCUUUGCUUGAAAAGUCGAGUGAAAUCAUCCAGGUUUUGGUUUAAAUUGCUCUAAAAUCUUAAAGAUCUAUGAGUUCAGAAGUGAAGAUUAUGUCUUCACUAUGUGAUAACUGGUAAGGCUUGUCCUCAUAAUAUACAGGAGUUCCCCCUGCAUAUAAACCAUCCUUUUUUUUUUUUUUUCUUCAGAGUUUUACAUUUUCAUUGCAUUCAAAUUGAGCCAUUGUUCACUAUGUUCCAUCUGCUGGCAGUAGUCACCGGUGGAUGGAACAACGGCUCACUGAAAGCCAAUGGAAAUGUGGAACAACAGAAAUAGUUUCUGUAUAUACAGGGGAAACUCCUGUAGUUUGCCCUCACUCUCCAAAUUAUUUGUGUAAUUUGGUUUGUUGUUGAAUGGCUUCUGAUUUAUUCUUAAAAAGUACUCCCCAACAAAAGCCAGUUUUGUAAGAAACAAAAUGUUUGUACAGACCUCAGUUCUCUGUGUACAUACGUUAUCCACAGUGGCAAUUUCCUACUAAGGUGACCCAAAGAAGGCAGCAUUUGCCAUCGUUCAGGCAGUAACUGCUUUGCUGGAAGUUUGCAGACCUCAGUGCAAUUCAGUGUUCCUUAACCCAUGUGGAAACACAGCUUAGCCCUUUCAGGGUCAAGAGGCCCUCUCCUAAACUUGUUCUCAGAGUCAAAAAGUUUUCUGAAAAAUUAUUUUUUCUUAUGAAAUGAUAGAGAAUCUUUUCCCGAUCAUAAUAACACCAAAAGUAUGAAAUUGGCGGUCUCGCCAAUUUUUACGCAUCGGCAAUUCCACCAAUUCCUGUGUAUUAGUCGACAAAAAUCAUAUUUAUUUCGCUAGAACUCCAUUUUUUUCUAUCGAAUGAGUACAAGAAACCACCCAUUUACCAAUUUCAACUGUCCAAUAAAGUGGUUAGAAAUUGGCAAUUUUGCCAAUUUCACACAAAUUUCAGAAGAUGCCAAUUUCCAAAUAGCUUCCAGAAUAAACAAGAAAGACAUUUCUGGCACCAAAAUAACAAGUUCUCUGUUCAUUAGUCAUGUCCCCACACCCCUCUUAUAUUUCUUUUACUUUCCACUUUGAAUUUUUAUUCUUAAAAAAAUAGAAGAUUUACUGUUAUGCAGACUACUACAUUAGUGUAGAAAUGGUAUAAAUAAUAUCAGCGCACUUGUGAAAGAAUAUUAGACUCACCAGUUGACGUGUAUUGGACGCUUGGCAUGAUUUGUUUACUUUUGAACUUUGGUAAAAAUCGAACAUUUCUGCUACUUUGAGCUCAAUUUCAAGGUACUUUUCAUUGUAAAACCAGUCAAAUUCAUCUCAAUUUCUGUAAUAUGUCUUCCAUUCUAUAAAAUGAGACCAGGAAAACUAGAAUACAUCCAUAAAUACCAUACGAAAAUAUACUGAAAAGUCGCUGUUUUAAUCCAAAAACACGGUCGGAGUUUUUUUUUCUCAUUAUGCACUGUGUGCUGCAGGAUUUUUUAUGCUGUGCACACUGACCACAUAGACCCAUUCUUUCAUAUGUAGGCCUACCAGCUUUCUCUCACUAGAUUUGAGGGCACUAGAAUUUAGGCAUACUAGUAUGUCAAUAACCCCUGGUGCGUAAGCCGUACUAGUACAUACGUCGAAAACUCUGAAAGGGUUAGGAACACCAAGGAAACAAAAAAUGGAAAAUAUAUAUUGAAACUGUUACGUAUGACCAGGUAUAAUUUUACAAAUAUAUUAUAAAUUUUGUUCAUUUGACCUUCAUGGCUUUAGCGCUUGGUUUUGAUUAUAAUAAUAACCAUCUCCAGUGCAACACUUAGCUGCUGUUUUCAACUUCAUCAGUAUUAAACCCGUAUAAUCGGUUCAUCAUCAACCCUCACGUGGUGUUCAUACAGCUUUGAUCAUUGUGUAUAUUCUUGAAUAUUAUGUAUAUUUGGCUAAAUUUCCCGCCUCCACUUUUUAAUUUAUAAUUAUUAACACGCCGGCUGUCUCCCACCGAGGCACGGUGACCCGAAAAAGAAGAAACCGAUCCCAGUGCACUUUAUAAAGCAGUUCUGAUAGUCAAAUGGGCAGAUUCUUGUGCUCAGUAUAACAGAAGUAGUGAAAAAUUUAGCUGAAUUGAGAAAUGGAAUUGGCUUAAAAUAAGACUCAGAGUGGGCAGAAUCGCCCAAGCUACAAACUUCAUACUUGUGUAAUUCCGUAAGUUUUCCAUCAAAUUUCUUAUUUUUUGGUGCCAUUACUUAACCCUUAAACGGUCCAAACGUAUAUAUACGUUCACGUGCGUAGCGCCCCAAACGUAUAUACUGUAUACGUUUUCUUUGUCAUUCAUUCAACACUGCCACGAUAAGCCUGAGUCACCUAGACAUGAGAGAAUGGGUGUGCGCACUCACUGUGCACCAUAUUAAAAUAAUUGGGGAUGCCUGGGUAUCAUAUUCUCUUUUCGUAUUAAAAAAAAAAAAAAAUCUCAAAAUUUGGGGCGCUACACGAGUGAACGUAUAUACAGUGGACCCCUGGUUAACGAUAUUUUUUCACUCCAGAAGUAUGUUUAGGUGCCAGUACUGACCGAAUUUGUUCCCAUAAGAAAUAUUGUGAAGUAGAUUAGUCCAUUUCAGACCCCCAAACAUACACGUACAAACGCACUUACUUAAAUACACUUACAUAAUUGGUCGCAUUCGGAGGUAAUCGUUAUGCGGGGGUCCACUGUAUUCGUUUGGACCGUUUAGGGGUUAAAAGAUUUUUUUACAAUUUCUGCAGAGGAAAUUGUUUUUGUUUUAAAAAUCCCGACACUGAGCACUUUAAUUCCACGACUCCGGCAAGAGAAAGGGUUAAUAAGCCCAGAGCCUUUAAUUCUCCAAACACCCAGAAAAUUAUAUAUUCAAAUUGUCUGAGUGCAUCGUUUGUCUCUACAUGUAAUGUAAAUUUUUACAUGUGUUUUAAAUCCAUAGUAGCAUUUAUUAUUUGCCAUUUAUGUGAAAACAAUUAAAAACAGUAAUGUUUGCAUUACAUAAAAUUAGGAUUGAUUUGAAUUUUUGAUAAUUAUGGAUUUUUCUUUAUUCUGUGAAAAACUUCACAGAAGUGUAAGAGGUGGACUAAACAGUCAAAAUGCCGUAUUGAGAAGAAAAGUUGUAAUGAUGUUUUGGUCCAUGUUGGGCCAUUAAUCAGUCCCACUGGUUAAUGGUUCAUGUUGGACCAUUAAUCAGUCCCACUGGUUAAUGGUCCAUGUUGGACCAUUAAUCAGUCCCAUUGGUUAAUGGUUCAUGUUGGACCAUUAAUCAGUCCCACUGGUUAAUGGUUCAUGUUGGACCAUUAACCAGUCUUACUGGAACUUAAUUAUGGCUUAUUAAUGAUCCUAGUUUGACCAAAAAGCCUUUGUAAGUUUUGGUGUUGUAAGUGCUGGUUAUUUGUGCAAUGGGAGCUAGUCAACUGACUUGACUCACAUUAUUAUGGCUUAAUACUUUAAAUAUAUAACAGAAAAGUUGGGCAGUAAAGAAAAAUAGUCACGACAUUGGAUCUGUGGUUAUUAACCGCCACAACAACGUGAAUAAUUUUUUCGGCAUUAAGAGUUAAGACUCGCAAAAUUGUAAUAAUACGAUUGUAAACAAGCCAUGGAAUGAGUGGGGUUUAAUUCCUUGGGUUCGAACUCCACCCAUUCAUGGUUGAGGUUUAAUGACAGUAGAAAUCUGUCAAAAAUCAAAUGGAGAUCUAGAGAUGAGAAUUUAGUGACGAGCAUCUCUCGUUUAGAUGUUUGCAUGUGUAGUAACUGUCAAAUGUACAGUUUUUAAAUAAGUUUGUGGCCGGGUCACUGAAUGAGGUAAACUUUGCAUGUUAGAAAAAUAGAAGUCACAGUACUGUGACUGGAACAGUUCAUGACUGAGAACAAAAAUCUCAUUACCAUAACUGGAACAAUUUACAACUAAGUCAUAAUACCAUAACUGGAACAAUUCAUGACUAAGAAAGUCGUAAUACCAUGACUGGAACAAUUCACAAGUCAUAAUAACAUGGCUGGAACAAUUAGAUAAUCAGUGACCUGUACAAACAUUUUGUUACAAAACUAUGGUUUAGUACCCAGCAAGUACAGGUGCUCCUUGACUACAAUGGGGUUGUGUUUUAAUGAACUCAUUGCGAGUUAAAAUUAUCGUAAGUUGAAAAUAUUGCAAGUUGAAAAUGUUGUAAGUCAAACUGCGCCAUCAUAAAGUUGAAAUGCAAGUCAAACCACACCAUUGUAAGGUGAAAAUAUUGUAAGUUGAACCACAUCAUCGCAGAGUGGAAACAUUGCAAGUUGAACCAUGUUCAGUGAGGAGUACCUGUACUGUAGGCUCGGUGUGGAGAAGCGGGGAGUACCAUAGGCCUAUAAUUGACUUCAUGUGGCAAUUCCUUACCUGCUGCCUUGUGCUCGUGUGGCAUACGUCUUUCACAAACAUGAGAAACGUGUUUUGGAACAAAAUAGUUUUUGUUCGUAGCCUGAAAAUAGAUUGAAAAUGUGUUGAAAUGUCAUGAACAAAUGAAAAGAAUACAGUGGAGCAAUGGGUAUUUGAACCCGUGGUCUGGCAGUCCUGGGUUUACCAUCCCUGUCUCUUGACCAGGGGUUAAGCACAUCAAACUGGCAGUCGUGGGUUUACCACCUUGCUUCUAGCCCGGGAGAUAAGCACAACCCACACGACAACCAGACUGGGGAUUUGAACCCCACUCCACUGAAAUACAGUAAACCCUCCAUAUAGCUGACAAAAUCCACUGGUUAAAUCUUACUUUUAAUUCACAGACAGUCGGCUCUUAUAUAACUCCUCAAUAUACGUAAUGUGAUUUUUUUGUAAAUAUGAUUUAAAAACUGCAUCAAAAAUUUAAUAUCACGGACUGUGAAGGCCUUUCAUGCAGUUUAAUUUUGGAUGUACUUCUUCAGUCGCAUUUCCAAAAAAAAAUGCAUUAUAUAGAGGAGCGUUUUAAAUAGUGUUGACUGUAUUUUGUGUUUAUUAGUUGUAAAUUUCCAUGAAGUAUUAUAUAUACAGUAAAAUACUUUAGCGAUUUUUUUCUAUAAUUUUUUUAAGCGCUUUUAAUGAACACAGAGAAAAUCCUAGUGAUUUUUUCUGUGAUUAUUUUUAAAUGUGUUUUAAUGGACACUUGAAAAAUCCUAGUGAUCUUUUUGUGAUUUUUUAAACAUCAAUUAAUAGACACUGGGUAAGUCCUUCCCUAAUAGUGCGUUAUAUUGAGGGUUCACUAUGGAUGCCUAUUUUUUUUACUCUUCUCCCCGUCCUUACUUUCCCCUCUUUCCUGCAACUAUGUUAAGUGUAAAUUACUAUUGUUAUAGACAAGGUCUCUUGCUAAAAUUUAUUGAUGUUACAUAUUGUAGCGAAUAUAUAGAGAGAAUUGUAUGAUUUUUAUUGGAAGCAAAUUUUAAGUGAUAGGUUAAGAUGUAUAAAGUUGCUCAGAAAGUAGGACUAAGUUGUCUUAUAAGACUUUUCUAUUCGUUAUAUUUUUUUGCAAAUGCUGUUGAAAGAGUUCAUUCAGAAUUGAAUAGUGUGUACUGUAAAGGUGUUUAAAGGCAUUAUUUACUUCUGAAUUACUUAUUGCAAUUGCACUUAUCAGUAAUAAUAAUCUUUAUUUCUACAUGUAUGUGAUACAAAUUAUACAGAGCAUAGCUAACAGCAUUGAUAUACUGUAAAGUCCCUGGUUAUGCAGAGCAUUUCCCACAACUUAGGUUAGUCUUAUCCCCCAGGAUGCCACCCACACUGGUCACCUAACGCCCAGGUUACCUACUUGCUUCUAGGUGAACAGUGACAGCAGGUGUUAGUAGACUAACAACCAGGUUACCUGCUUACUGCUAGUGAACAGUAACAGCAGGUGUUAGUAGACUAACACCCAGGUACCUACUUACUGCUAGGUGAACAGUAACAGCAGGUGUUAGUAGACUAGCACCCAGGUACCUACUUACUGCUAGGUGAACAAUAACAGCAAGUGUUAGUAGACUAGCACCCAGGUACCUACUUGCUGCUAGGCGAACCUGUAGCGGGGACUGAACAAUACACACUAGAGGAGCUUUAUAAGACAGCAAAUUGUAGUUUGUUAGAUAAUAUUAAGCUUAAAGAGCUUGAGUACAUUAUUAUCCUGCCAGCUCUGAGGUGAUCUCAGUAGAUGCAGUUGUACAAUGUCUUUCAUCUGUCCUCAAACUCAUCAGGAAGAUUAGGAGAGCGAAGCCAAAUUUGUAUCACUAACCCCUGUGUCUCUCUCUAUCUCUAUCUGUCUCUAUCUUUUUCUCUCUAUCUUUCUCUCACUCACUUUUUGUUUAAAUUCUUUCAUUGGCUGAAAUUCCAUUUUUCGAAGGCAUUUCGUCCAUCAGUUAAUUGACAAACCACAGCACGGAUGGGAAUUGAACUAGUGGCAAGUGAGUCGUAAAACUCACUCUCUGCGAAUUCAAUCCCCACCUGUGCCAUUCUUUGUUUGCAAUUGUGUCAUAACGAUUUUGUGAAUCAGCUAAUUGUUUCAAAAACAAGUUAAUUUUGCUUUAUUGGAAAGUGGCAAUGGUAUUCUCAACAACUGGCGUACGAGGUUUGGUACAGGGUAGUACAGCGCCCCUCCUGCAUUAACACAGUCAAUAUGAACUUGUAAAUAAUUAACAUGUUAACCAAUUGUCAGAAAUUGAAAUUCCUAUACGUAUUUGUGCAAUGUUCGGGAAUCUUUAUCAAGGAAACAUUUUGCCAAAAAGUGGCUUCUUCAGUCCAAUACAAAGAAGAAUGGUUAAAGAUCAGAAGGAGUUUGAGGUUAUCAGUUCCUGAACCUGGAGUUGUGUUGAGUCCAUCAGCCUUGGGAACAGCACGAUUGAUGGACUAAACACAUCGCCUCCAGGCUGAAGGACUGAUUACCACAAAUUCCUUCUGAUCUCCCAUUGUUCUUCUCUGUGCUGGACUAAAGAAGUCACUGGUUGGCAAAGUAUUUCCACAAUAAACAUUUCCAAAUGCUGAACAAGUGUCUCAUUUUUUCAACUCGUGGGUUUUCUAAACCAUUCAUAACAUCGUAUGUUUAAAAUGUGAGACAACAAAUCUGUCAUUAACAUGACAAUGUAUCGGAGGUGUGCCGUAUGGCACAGUGAGAAUACCCUUACUAGCAUAGUUCAUGUGAUCUCAGUGUAGAUGGCGUCUAUCUGUUGCCGCUGUAGCACAGAGUCUUUGUUUAUAUUAUACAGUGACAGAUUGUAGAUGAGGCUUAUUCUUUUAAAAAUUAUUUCUGGGUAAUAAAGUUAAAUUGCCUCUCGUGUAGAUGGGAAAUCGUUAAAUUACCUCUUGUUUAGACAGGGAAUGAUUAAAUUACCUCUCGUGUAGACGAGAAGUUGUUGCUUAUAUGUGUUGAAUGUUGACCGCCUCACCUGCAUUUGUCACGUUAGAUAUGGUAUGCUUUAAAUGUUGGAUAUAAUCAAUUAGUACUUUUUUUUUUUGUAAACACAAAACACAUUUUUUUUUAAUGUGGUUAAUAUUCGUUUUAAGUCUCGACAAUCACACAGUGUAAAGAUAACUAUAUUUUUAUCGUUGUUAUUUUAGUGUGAUUGUAGCCUGGGAUAUGAGGAUUAUUGUGGUGUUCAUUUUAAUGUCCAUAAAGCUGUAAGGAAACCCUGUCCCUCAAACUGACACCCAGCCUCACUUAUUCAAGAACAAGAAGGCACAAUACCGUGACUGUAACAAUACACAAAUAACCUGCACAUAGGAGAGAGAAGCUUACCACAAUAUUUCAGUCCAACUUGGACCAUUUACAAGAUCACGCUAUCACAACUACUGCUUCUACUUCUGUACUACUUCCACUACCACCCUUACCACUACCACCACUUCUUUUUCUUCCUCUCUUGGUCCCGUCCCUGUCCUCCUCACGUAUAUACAUAUAGUGGCUCACUCACUCUUUUGUGUUAGUGUGACUUUGUAAAUGGUCCAGGUUGGACCAAAACAUCGUCAUAAGUUUCUCUCUUAUAUGUGUGGGCAUUUGUGUAUUAAUUAUUAAAGAAUUUAUUGUUCUGGAUGAUGGCUGCUUUAUUGGGCUUAAAGCCUGUCGACUACACCAGAGUCAUUAAGGCUACAAGUCGCCUGUACACCACCAGUUGAGGACACUUCAACACCUAAAAUGGAGAUUAGGUUAAAGUCUCAGCAUAUGUACACUGAGAGAUGCAUACCUCUCUAUGUAUAUACCAUACCCUCUUUUGAACGACGGCACUUCAGCUGGGUGAACACAAGUGCAUGGAAGUUGCUCACAGCCAGCACUGAUGCCAUUCUCCUGCCUCCUAUUCAUAUAGACACAUUGUUGCUGCUCAAUAUGGCCACAACCACUGCUAUACCAUAGUUUCCACCAUAGCUCCAGUGUUGUGAUGUUCACGGGUAGUGUAUGAAGGGGGUUGGUGCCGUCAAGCUCAAAAUGUCGUCAAGAAGAGCGUAACCUCCUCCUCUUCAUCUUUCUACUUUAGGCGGCUUGACUACUAGAGGUCACUAGCACUGGUCUUUGGAGAGUAUCAGCCAAGAAUAGUCCGAUCCCUAAAAUAGGGACUAAAGCAAACUCUCAGUGUAUAUACACUGACAGACAUACACCUCUCGGUGCAUGUGCGUGUGUCUAUAUUCACUAUACGUGUAAUCCUGUCUGAUCUCACUACUCUAGGUUAAGAAUGAAGAUCUAAGUGAUAACCGAUAUAUACUGUUUUCAGUGUAAUUAGUAUUAUUCUUAGCACCUAAAUGGAGUGCUUUUUUUUGUAUAUAUUUUUUUAUAAGCUGUAAGCCUUGUGUUGUAUUUUAAACAGUCACGGGAUUUUGUUUUGUGCUGUACUUUUGCACUGUAUAUUGAGAGGUACAGAUAUUGUAGUUUUAAAAUUGUUGAUGUUUUCACAAAAAUAGGUUUUUAAAACUAUGUUGAAAUAUUCAGAGCGAGGUUUUUAAAAUUGUGUCAACAUUUACAGAUACCGGUUUUAUUGUAGACUAUGUUGAAAUGUACAGAUACCGGUUUUAUAAUGGACUGUGUUUAUAUAAACCGAUGCAGAGCUUUUAAAAUUGAAUUUAUGUUGAAAUUUUCAGAUACUAAGUUUUUUAAAACUGUUUCAUUUUCUUUCUGAAGUAUAACAAAUGUUAAUGGUGUUAGUGUUUCAGUGGCUCUUGUGAAGGCUUAAGACCUGGUCAAGACUGAUUAUUGUGGUUAGUGGUGCUAGGGGUCAUCUGCACUGAUAAGACACAUGUGCAAGAGUUUGGGUAUCUUUAUUCCAAAAUGUUUCGCCUACGCAGUAGGCUUCUUCAGUUGAGUACAGAGAAGGCAGCAGAAAUAGUAGAGAUGUAAAGUUGAUGUAAUCAGUCCAUCACCCUUGAAGACGUAGUUUUGAGGUGGCCAGUCACGGCCAUACAGUAAUACUGGGGAAGUGCUAGAUCUGUAGGGAUCAUACAGUGCUUAGGGAAUGUGCGGGGUGAUCCUGAUCUAGGGAAGGGGAGUAAAGUUCCAUCACCAGGAUCAGAGUAACUUAAGUGUCACUAGCAUCUCUAACCACUAUAACAACAUUCAUAUCAGUGCACUGUCUUCAUUUUAUCUUUUAUAAUUUCUUUCAAUUUAAAAUUCCAUCCAGUUGGCCACUAUAUCAGUUUUAUAAAUUUGUUUGCAGAGAACUGUACACACAUCCAGGGUGUUAAUUUCAUAUAACAAAUUCUGUGAUUAGAUAGUGACCUGAAUUUAAUUAAUAAAACAGGAAAGGGUUUUAUAAUUGCACAAACACACUCAGCACGUCUGGCAAGGUGUAGGAAAUGUGUGUGUUGCAGAGCAAGCUGUUGUUGCUUGCCUCUGUGUAGAGCUCUAUUAAGUCACGACCAGAUGGAGUUCCACGCAGAGUGAAGCAUCUCUACGUGUGUGGGCUCCAUGACACGUAUAUUUCCUUCGCCACUACCAAUAGUAUGCCAUUUGGAUCAAACAUCUGGCAAACUUUUCUAGACGCCAUACUUUCAUUGUCUUCCCAUAAUGGCCGCGUCAGCCCCGCCAUCUGGCGAGGCUUCUCAAAGACUCUUAAGUAAAAUUAUCGGAAACGAAGGUGUUGAACACCUUACGCGUCCCAUUCCAGUGGAAAGGUUGGUAACAACAUGUGAGGAGACGCAGUGCAUUGUUCCAUGGAGUGUUAAACCCAUGUGGGUCACUAAGUGCAAGGGGGCCAUAAGGCUCAAUUCUGUAUUUAGGUCUGUGUGUGCCGAGGAGCACAAAAGAACGGUGGAGGCUCCAUCCUCCGUCCAGUAAACCUGCCCUGGUCUCUGAUCGGCCAGGCUGUUGGUGAUGCAAAAAAAAAAAUCAGUGGAGAAAAUGAAUUACAUCCUGUAAAAGUAAUUUAAGGAAAUCUGCCAAAGCUGACAGCCACUGCUUUACACUCGGUCACUGCCGUCACUUGCCACUUUCCACUCGUCGACAGCGAGAGGUCGGAAGCACUGCACACAUCUUUCAAGAGUCGAUCUGCCGUCGGACGCCGCUGGCACCAGGAGUAUUAUUUGUCAAUUGAGUUGUGUAUAGAUGUUGCAUGCAUGACAUUGUUUUGAAUGGUCUUAAUUUGGAAGAUAUUUUGUAUAAUGAAAAAUACUCUCGUAUAAUAUCUUGUGUAAUGAAAUAAAGAAAAAAAGAGG